Adineta ricciae is the source of this 363-nucleotide messenger RNA. NCBI's taxonomy places the organism in Eukaryota, Metazoa, Rotifera, Eurotatoria, Adinetida, Adinetidae. The record is from the annotation of a GenBank genome assembly.
AUGUUCAUUGUCAUGGAUAUCCGCAAACAAUCGACAACGUGCACAGCAGACCUGCCAAGUUCGAAUCAAUGUUCUCAAACAUAUUGUAAAAAUAUGCAAGACUUCUAUCGAUAUCUAUUAUUACUGAUUCCUGUUGUAUUCUUGGUCCUAUCUAUUGAUGUUGUUCAAUGUCGAAUUGCAUCGACGAAGUCACUCGACCGUCAGCGAGCAUCGUUCACAAAUAUUGAUUAUAUAAAUAUCUGCAUGUUUCGAAAAUCUCGAUUAUGUGAUUUUCUGCGUGAAAUGCAUGCAAGAUCAAAUGAUUCAAAAGAAGAACAGGAUCUAAUAAAACGUGGCCUGAAACGAUUCUACAGUAAUUGGUAG